This is a messenger RNA of Coniophora puteana RWD-64-598 SS2, 3588 nucleotides long. RefSeq lists its product as uncharacterized. Gene Ontology annotation, molecular function: DNA-binding transcription factor activity, RNA polymerase II-specific. Gene Ontology annotation, cellular component: nucleus. Gene Ontology annotation, biological process: regulation of transcription by RNA polymerase II. The coding region runs from base 1 to 3561 and encodes 1186 amino acids. The record is from RefSeq and is a predicted model, not a curated record. The transcript is spliced from 4 exons. NCBI's taxonomy places the organism in Eukaryota, Fungi, Basidiomycota, Agaricomycetes, Boletales, Coniophoraceae.
AUGGCGCACCCUCUCAUCUGGCCAGGAAAAGUUUUCUAUUACCCCAUCGGCAACACGUCGCCUGUCUCGUUCACGCAGGAUAUCCCAGAAGAUGUCAGCGCUCGAAUCCUCCUCCUUGGAUGCGGCGAUCCAAGAAGUAUCUUGUACACGUCAUACAUUCAAAGUCGGUCAGACAGACCCUUGGAUUUUACGUGUUGUGAUCAUGAGCCUGCUGUGAUAGCACGAAACAUAAUCCUGCUCACGAUGCUUACCGAAGAUGGUUUGGAAGAUAAGCUGAAGAACAUAUGGAACAUAUUCUUCGACUUCUACAUUGAUGAUCAGUCGUUUUCACUCCUUCAGGAGCACUGCGAAAAACUUCUAGCUGCCUCGACAACGAUUGACGUCUGGAAGGCCUCUGCAUAUAGCCGUCCCAUACGGUUCUGCACUGCUGAUACGCUUCUCCAGGUACGCCAACAUUGGCACCUAUAUGUUAAAAGUGCAUCUUUUUCCGAGGGAGAGAAGAAAGCAUUCAAAGAUCGUUUCACUUCAAGCAUGAAGAAAGCUUCGAUGGUAGAGGAACAGUCGAUGAAUCUAAGCGUCACUCGCUCUGCCGGUCCUCUAGCGUUCGAGGCAGCUAAAACGCUAAGUUCUGACUUCGAUCGCUUCUGGAAGACCGGGCUCACGGAUCCUACCUCCCUUACCACCCCCAAUGUUAACCCAACAUUCGCGUAUUCCAUGGGACGGGAUAACUUCUCCGUUCAUUACGGAACGUAUCCCCUCGCUUGCUUUCACUUGGCGGAACCGUUCUGUUCCAACGGUGGUGUUUCGCUUCUAGAGGCCACCAUUUCGUCCGCUCGAAAACAGUUUCACGAUUGGUGUAUAUCCAUCUCAGGCGUUAUGCGCUCUGAAGCGGAGCCAAGCGAUCGGUGUCCCUUUGUAGUCAGGUUCUUCUGCGGCGACGCACUCGCUUUCUGUAAAGCUUUGCAUCACUGCCAGGAAACUGGGUCGACUCGUACCCCUCACCUCAUGGCCUCCUGGAGAACAACUCACAUCCACCUCGACGACAGCUAUCACUCAUCUUCUGUAGCACUCGCACCGACUUCUUUCAACGUCGUUGACACGUCCAAUCUCGUGGAUCACCUGGGACUGAUAAAUGUACUCAUCGUCGCUGAACCUCUGCUGGAUAAAACCCCCUUCUCAGCGCUCUAUACUGAGACGCUGCUGGCAUCAGGCGCAGACCCUAUCGCCGGUAUUCUAGCGAUCAUCUUCGGAGACAUACAUGUUAUGUCUGCUCUGAUUGGCCUGGCUCCGACCACGCUUGUGUCACGCUUCGCUACGCAAUCAAAUACCCACGAGAUUGUCUUACAGCAGGUAAAAUCAAAAUCCCCUCAGUUUCACGAGCGCUUGGUCUGGAGGCGUCCCGCACCAGCAAGUUCCUUUGCCAAGUCACCAGUUGGGCGACCCUCGUUUACCCCUGAUAGUCUGUCGCGCAUACUCACCAGUGUCUUCAUGAAGAUGUUCUCCAAUGAAGACCCCGUGCUGAUGCGCAGAGCAGUUUCAACAUCUGUAUCCGGUAUGCGAGACAGCACUCUCAUUCACUAUGUCCGUCGUUCCUUCGUCGAGUUUCUCUCCCAUGUUAGACGUCAUGUCGACGCCGACUGGGAUCGUACCAUCGUGACUACAUUCCACGCAAUUCAGGAUGACCGAUCUCUCCUCUUGGGCUCGAACUUCUAUCAUGACUUCUGCGUUCACAUGCACGAAUCUGGCGUCUACACAGCCGAUUGGCUCACCCCUUCUUUUGUUGCGUCUCAACAAAGAACGUCGACACUUCCUGCUCUGCGCCAGUGGAGAAGUGUACCCGCUGUCGUCUGGAUAGUUUUCACUGUCCCUCGUUUCCGACUUCAGAAAGUCGAGCCUCUCCUUGACCAGGCUGCGACGCCAAUUCUCCAGUGCGACCUCCAAGCUCCCCGUGCUCAUAACAUAUUUCCAUCACCGAUAGUAACCUACGGUGAAGUUAAAGUAACGGGUAAAGGGGAGGACAAGCGUGUCGAAAUCAUUGAGGACAGCAAAGGUCGAGACGGAUCUUCAUCUCUCGUCGUUGCUUUGCAGGUACCAUCGGCGGGCAUAAUGGCAGAGCCUGGGUUCUCGGUAGCUCUGGCCGUGCGGAGCACGCCUCAGUCAAUCCAAACUCUGAUGCAGCGCAUGGGGCCGCGUAUGCAGAUUCACAAGGUUAGCUUGGAAGACAAGAGCGUCCAUAUCCUUGCGCACUCCCCUUUCCAUCCUGAACGAGAGACAACGGCAUUCCAAGAACUGCUGCGAUCGAUGUCCAUUUCUGAAGCACCACGAGUCAACAUUAUGAUGGAUAGCGCUAGCGACAAGAUUGACACGAUGACCGUUCGGGUUGAUGUAGUAGGAGCCAAAGCUAAAGAAUCGCUUUCGAGUGGUGCCUCGGUGGACAUGGAACCUUAUGGCAUUUGUGCAGUGAGAGUCUACUGUGGCGAGCACAGUCAGCUUCACGCUUUCCCUCUACCUGUCGACCAUGACAUUGCGAGACUUCGUGUCGCACGAAAGUCGUCUUACAUCGAGGUCGUUUCUCCGGUCGUCAACGCUGCAUCGUCUCUGACCCGUAGAUUCCCGGUCUAUAUCACGGAUGAGGGAUCCGCUCUCUGGAACGUACAUCGGCUCAACUUGGACAAAUCUCCGCUCCUCAAUCCAGACCGCUUUCCCGCAAACAAGGCCUCGUUUAACUCGCAUGUCUCCCUCAUGAUGUCCGACAAGGAACGUGCCAUCCAUGAUGGCACUCGCAUCUCAGAUAGUGCAGCUCAGCACAUCAUAGUCAAUCUCAAAGAGUCCAUCCAUUCAGUAUUUCUUCACUCAUUUGGGGAACAGGGGACGAAGGUACCGUGUGUCUUUGGACUUUCAGACCCUGAUCCGGACGCUAGCCGUGGGGGAGUCUACACUCUUCUCUUCGUGCCCUCGAUCCGCCUGGACCUUGUUGGAAAUACCUUCGUCGCGGAAUGCUGGGUCCUGCCGCUUACGGUCGAUACCGUCGGUCGGUUGAAUACCGCUCUAGCAAGCAUCGGCCCGGGAAUGGUACAAGUGAAUACGCUAGGAAAAGAAGUAGAAGCUUGGAAGGAGCUCCUGCCCGCCCUCGUCGAGCGCUGCCGUACGUGGACGCACAGAGACACGUGCGAAUAUCGUGCUGAGGGCGCCAGCAUCCCGUUGUCGAUCAAGCACGAGGAGAGUCCUAUAUGCACCUGCGGGCGUGGCGUGGGCGCAGCGGACGUGGAGCUCUUCAGUGGAAAAUGGAAGGCUUUUGUGCCAUAUGUUACGCGUGCGGCGCUGAGCCCGCUGUUCGCGGUGCCGUACAUGGAGAGCGUUGGGAAGUUCCUUUCCGGUCCGAGCGCAACCUCAAGUGUGGGGCGGGCCGCUCCGCCACCGAAUGGCGAAUCUUGUGCGAAGUGCCACGGUCCAGGACAGCCAAGUCUGCUCCAAUGUGGUCGAUGCAAGGCGGUCAAGUACUGCUCAGCUCAAUGUCAAAGGGAGGAUUGGAAAACACAUAAGCAGGUCUGCAAGUCUUGAAAGCUAUCUCAUGUCACCAUCUGGGUU